Osmerus eperlanus (European smelt) is the source of this 949-nucleotide messenger RNA. Its product is annotated as protein-methionine sulfoxide oxidase mical3b-like. Gene Ontology annotation, molecular function: FAD binding. The transcript is spliced from 4 exons. The record is from RefSeq and is a predicted model, not a curated record. Lineage: Eukaryota; Metazoa; Chordata; Actinopteri; Osmeriformes; Osmeridae. The coding region runs from base 335 to 949 and encodes 204 amino acids.
CACGGCAGGAAACCAAGGAAGGGGGAGCAAUACCACAAUGAUGCCGAGCCCACCAUGACAGAGAGACAGUGAAAGAGAGAGAGAGAGAGACAGUGGCUCAGAGAGGUGUGUGCUGCGUUACAGCCUCUGCACUGCAGCUCUGUGAAAGGGAGGUUGGUUCAGGGUUGCUGAGAGGAACACCUGGCGCCCUGCCGCUGAGUAAUGAGGAUGGGUUUACCGGGGAGACAACGCAGAAAACACUGGCCACUAAGAGAUUGUGGAAGCUGAGGCAAACUCAGGACCGUGACAUCAGCGGGUGACACCCAUCCCAGGGUGCCCUGCUUCUGGAGUUGCCAUGGGAGACGGGGUGGAGCCUGAGAAUCGGGCCCAUGCUCUGUUUGAUGACUUUGUUCAGGCGUCCACAUGCAGGGCGACUCUUCGUGCCUUCAGCCAGCUGUGUGAGCACCUACAGCUCGCACACACACACUCUCACACACACACCCUGCCUCAGCCUCUCUACCACACACUCAAAGCCCGCCUCAGCUACUGGAGGGCCAACGCACUGUGGGCCAAACUAGACAAGCGAGCAGCUCACCUGGAAUACAUGAAGGGCCGGGCCUGUGCCAACACCACGUGUGUGAUCAUCGGAGCGGGACCCUGCGGGCUGCGUGCAGCCGUGGAGCUGGGUUUCCUAGGGGCUCGGGUGGUGCUGCUGGAGAAGAGAGACGCCUUCUCCCGGAACAACGUUCUCCACCUCUGGCCUUUCACCAUACACGACCUCCGGGGCCUCGGCGCCAAAAAGUUCCACGGAAAGUUCUGCGCUGGAUCAAUUGACCACAUCAGUAUUCGCCAGCUGCAGCUGGUACUGUUGAAGGUGGCUCUGCUCCUGGGGGUGGAGGUUCAUGUUAACGUGGAGUUCAAGGGGCUGCUGGAGCCACCUGAAAAUCAGCAGAAACACAGUAAGAUCUGA